Messenger RNA from Cuscuta campestris, 1363 nucleotides. Lineage: Eukaryota; Viridiplantae; Streptophyta; Magnoliopsida; Solanales; Convolvulaceae. The record is from the annotation of a GenBank genome assembly.
CUCUAAUCCUAACCUGACGGUUCAAUAAAAACGACGAGGGAAAGAACCGUAAAGUAAUUAACUGGAGUUGCAGAGAAAUGGCGUCGUCGUCAUCGACUCAGCUGCCUCCGAGCUCAGCAAAUUACCUUGCUGCCCUCGCCAUGGAGAUCCAGAAAAAACUUCUUCGCGCAAUAGCUUUGCCGAGUGAGAGGCACCAAUUGUUGCAAGAGCUGUUAGCUGAUAUAGCUUUGGAAGUUGAUGAUCGAGCCAGAGGAGUGAUAUUUGGGAGUGAGAAAUCAAUAUCUGCCGCAGAAGAAAGAAACAAAGGGCCAAUAUGCUACUUCAAUGUGCUUACUGACCACUUUGUGAAUGAUCACCAUUGUGGGAAACCAAUCCUUGACUUGAUUGUUCAGCUUUGGAGCCAGUCCUUUGUUUCUCAUAUUUUUUCCCUCUUGUUCCACAAAUGGCUAUUUGAGGUUGAGCUUGAGAAUACCGAAUCAUUGAUUCGGUACUCUUCUGCCCUGGUUCAUGGUGCUACCAAUGUGUUUUGGAUCGAUGUUCAAUCCAACAUGAAAUGCUUUCAGAGUCUCUUUAUGUAUCUGAUUGAGGAAGUCGCAUUCGUUCCAGAACGGUUAAAGAAGAUACCGUUGCAGGCGCAACGGGAUUUGUUCCUCGUCCUCUCACGUUACAUAUUUUUCUACGACUCGGUUGACAAGCUAGAAAGCUUCUUGAGUCAAUUCCCAGAUUUCCCAAAUGCUCUCUUUAUAGGCGGUCCGGCUGAUUUCUUCGUUAUUGAAUUAGCUGAUAAGCUUCAGCAACUGAAAGUUGAGCCAGUACUAUUGCAUUACCUCUCCCAGAUGAAAGUUCUAAGUGGGGUAGAAUUGAGAAUGACAACAAGUACAAGACUGAGAACCUGCUUGUAUAGCUUCACUAGCCCAGGUGCUCCUAUGUACCCGACACGUGCGGUCCGUCAUGCAGCGCGAGAUGUACUGGACUUUCUUUUUCCGGUGGGGCGAUACCCGAGGCAUCUCAUAAGUUUGUUCUUUAGGUUGCUACAUCCAUGUUGGGAUAAGUUUGGAAAACCCAAAGAAUGAUAAACAGAGACAUAUUCCUUUGCUUUUUGGUUGAAUGUGUGUGAAUCUCAUAAAGGUUUUAGAAAGAAUUAUGGGUUCAACCUUCACAAAUUGCAAUCUUUCUUAUCUAUCUAAUUUGAGUAGAGCACAAAGACAAAUUUAUAUAGUACUAUAAAGUUAAUUUCACAAGUGUUUUUUGAAACACAAAAGAGGGCGCGUUUUAAUAUAUCACAAUAUAUGAAUCCCCAAAAGGCGUUUCGAACUUUCAAUAUCAAUCCAAGGCAACGAUGGAAUCAAGUAAAGACACCGGG